GAAAGCCACACAUAGAAGAUAGAAUACAUUUACACAGCACCACUUCCUCCUCUCUGACAGCACCAGAUCAUGUAACUGGGUCAAACCUGUCAAAGGACCAUCACUUUGGUUUGCUUAAGUUUAACUUUGUUCUGCUGUCAGUCUAAGCAGAAAAUAUUGGACUAACGUUUGGUUCUGCAGUUGGUCAUUAUGUGUGGAAUACGAGCAUUCAGGCUUUCUCUGCUUCUGCUGGUGUGGGGUGUGUGCACAGCCUUUCAAGAGAUUCAAGUGAAAACAUUGGAAAGAGGAGCAGAUUUGGGCACUCUAGCCUGUCCAAACCAAACCAUUCAUGACAUGAUGUCUGUAAUAUGUAAGUUAGAUAGAGUGAUAAGUGGUGGGAAUGAGUGUCAAGUGUCUCUUCGGUUUGACCAAAAUGGUACAAACAGCAUUUGUGACCCCAGAGUCACACUGCAGACAGAGAGGGACAGAGUGUUUCUACACAUCAGCAACAUACAACCAUCUGAUGAAGGGAUCUACACCUGUGAGUGUGUACAUAAUGGAGGAACAGAUUCUUUGCAUCUCAAUAUUUCUGUCAAUGGAUCCCAUGUCACAAACAACCUUUCUUUCAUACGUCCUUUCAUGACAAUAGCAGCCUUUGCAGGAUUUGUAGCUGUCGUGGUCCUCGUUGGAAUAAUCACGAGGAAAUGUCAUCUCAGCGGGAAAACACAGCAGAAAGCGGUGUACACCUUUAAAGAGGUGAUGCAACAACACUGUCUUGUCUGUCAGGGCUGUUAUUGCUUGAUGCUACCUGUAGUCAAUACUGUCAGGGCUGUUAUUGCUUGAUGUUACCUGUAGUCAAUACUGUCAGGGCUGUUAUUGCUUGCU
Messenger RNA from Salvelinus fontinalis (brook trout), 864 nucleotides. RefSeq lists its product as uncharacterized. Lineage: Eukaryota; Metazoa; Chordata; Actinopteri; Salmoniformes; Salmonidae. The record is from RefSeq and is a predicted model, not a curated record. Bases 190 to 822 code for a protein of 210 amino acids. The transcript is spliced from 4 exons.